ACUUCACCACCGGUCCCUCUCUCUUGAAGGAAUCAUGGCAGAAGAACAUAUCGACCAAUCGCCACCGCCCUCGGUGCCCGACCCAGACCCGAGUUCGAUUCCGAAUCCGAAUCCGAAUCCGAGUUUGGUAAUCCAUCCGAGGCGGGAGCCGUUCGAGCACGGUCUCCUCCCGAUCCAGAAGCUCAUUUUCACCGACCCGAUCCAAACCCUAACUCCGGUGAAGCAGAAACUCGCCGCCGCGGCCUCAAACAACCGCGUCGGAUCGUCUGCGCUCUCUGAGGCCCUACAGAUCUCUGGUGACCAUGCGCGGCUCGUCCUCGAGACCCUCGCGUCGGUUCUCCAUUCAGACGCCGACCCGCUUAUUCGGGCCAAACCUGAAGAAGUUGAUUCAAUCGGAGCUGAUUUGCGCGAUCUAGUUUUGUUCCUGUACAUUCAAUCAUACAAGAAGUUACUGCCGAGGACACACAAGGACUCCGCUGCGGUUGCCGAUGUCUGGCCAUCGACUUCUGCUUUCGACGGAUACUUAUCGGCGUUAUCUCCAAUUCAGCUUGUUCGCAGCAACAGCCGCCGCUUUAUGCCAUCACAGGCUGAUGAAGAAGCUCAUCAACUUACAUAUCUGCAAAAGCACUUGUCAAACAUUCUUUCUCUUCUUGCAGAGCCUAUGGAGGGAGAAGGAGAUGAAUCUUUGGUAUUGUCUAUGGAUGGUUUUGAGCACCUAGGUUUUCUGGUUCAGUUUGGUGAUAAAGGCUCUGAUGGAGCUCCCUUGGGCCAAGCUACUCCAUUUUUUGCGAAUUCAGAUCCCGAUAUGCCUGCAGUUCCUGUUCCUGUUUCACAAGUGCAUGAUUGGCUGCUGCAAAAUAUAGCUUCUGCUUUAGAAAGCAUCACCGAAAGAAUUUCCAGGAAAGAGAAUGGACCAUCCAAUGCCUCUGAGCAAGAUGAUGCAAUGACUGAUGCUUGUGCGUCUGCCAAUAAGGCUUUAACUAGUGCUAGAGGCCCAUGUCUUAUAGAGGGUGUUUCUAAGACUUCAUUUGUUAAACAGGCCUCAGAUCUUAAAGGUACAUCUGUGAAGGUUGCCAAUUGCCAUGAUUCUGUGAUUUACCUUCUAGCUCCAUUGAGAUAUGCAACUGUGUAUGGAUGUUCUGACGCUACUAUAGUUGUAGGAGCUGUUGGCAAGGCAUUAAGAGUUGAGCACUGUGAGAGAGUGCAUAUAAUUGCAGCAUCGAAACGAGUCUGCAUCGCCAAUUGCCGUGAAUGUAUAUUCUUUUUGGGAGUCAAUCAGCGGCCCCUUAUCGUCGGCGAUAACCACAAACUACAGGUCGGUCCAUAUAAUACAUUUUAUUCUCACUUGGAGGAGCACAUAGCUGAGGUGGGGAUCGAGCCGACUAUCAACAAAUGGAAUGAACCAUUGGCAUUGGGAGCGGUCGAUCCACAUGACUCAUUGUCACAUCCUGCAGGUGUUUCUGAUGCACAGGCUGAGUCGGCUGCUUGUGUAGACCCUGACCAUUUCACUAACGUUUUGAUCCCAAAUUGGUUCGGGAGCGAGUCGGUUGGUUCAACGAAAGACAACCCAUUUCCAUUGCCGGAUGCUUACACGGUAGCACAACAGAGAAAUCUCAAGAACUUGGAAGAAACGAAGCAAUCGCUGAGAGAAGCACCUCUUGAAGAAAACCGGAAACGAGAACUGUCGGGUGCACUCCAUGUGCAUUUCAAAGACUGGCUCUAUGCGACGGGAAACAUCCGGCAACUCUACUGCCUGCAAGGUGACUGAUGAUACGAUGGCAGAGGAUGUUCCGUCCCGUCCCGUCCCAUCCCUGUAAGUCGUCCGGGGUCAGUCCGUCAUGGGAUCGAAACUCUUUAACUGCACAGCCAAGCUUUUAGAUUUUUUUUUUGGCCGUUUGGUUUCUGCACACUGAUUUUAGUAUUCCACAUCUCAACCCCAAUCUGAUUUUCGACCUUGGUUGGUUACAGCUUUACAAUUUCGUACAUUGCAGACAUGCCAUCCAUGAUCUAUCCAUAUAUACAUUCGGCUA
This is a messenger RNA of Tarenaya hassleriana, 2030 nucleotides long. RefSeq names its product TBCC domain-containing protein 1-like. The record is from RefSeq and is a predicted model, not a curated record. The transcript has 10 exons. Bases 35 to 1768 code for a protein of 577 amino acids. Lineage: Eukaryota; Viridiplantae; Streptophyta; Magnoliopsida; Brassicales; Cleomaceae.